This is a messenger RNA of Rotaria sp. Silwood2, 5308 nucleotides long. The record is from the annotation of a GenBank genome assembly. Lineage: Eukaryota; Metazoa; Rotifera; Eurotatoria; Philodinida; Philodinidae.
GGGUUUUUCAAUAAGGACGCACCAAUUUCGCAUGUAUUUACAUGCGAAAUUGGUGCGUCCUUAUUGAAAAACCGUAUAUAAUUGAUGUAUAUAUCAAUAAUUCAUUCAGUGUAUGUGAAAAAUAACAGAGUAAAUCAGUCUUUCAGAAAUUAUUGCAGGAACUUUAAUAAUUCUUUUAGAGAAUGCGUAAAAUCGAACGUCAUUGAUGUGAACAAAAUUAUUCCAAAGAUCCAUCGGAGAUCAGUGUCAUCUAGCAUUGUAUUUGACCCUCUUUAUUAUUUGAACGCGGUAGAUAAAUAUCAGCCUAUCAUGUGUGUUGCAUGAAACUAAUUCGAAAAUCUAGUUUAUCAUCAUUAUAAUUUAUGUGACAAUUAAAGAUAACAUAUUUACUAAGUAAGAAUGAUUCAUUGAUAAAAAGAAUGAAUUUAUAUAAAUAAAAAGAUGCAAAAUCUGUGUGUUGGAUCAUUUUAUACGAGUUGUUAGCAUAUUUUCCGUACAAUGAUGAAUCAGAUGUAUCUUUUCGGAAACUAUAUUUAGAUGUUCAUGAUAAUCAGGAUUGAAAGACAUACCUGAGCGUGUUACAUAUUAUUUCUUAAAAAUAUUCUCAUCUACGGUAAUGUUCAAUGCUUUAAUUAUCUUACUACAUUCAUUUAUUCGUUUUCAGAAAAAUAAAUAACUGACUUUCAUAAACUGAUUAACUAGUGUAACUUAGUUUUGUUUUUAAAUUUAUAAGCUUUUAUUAAAAAUUAUAUGAUUAUUUAUUACGAUACGUAACAUAUGUUGAAUAGCAUAACUAGUUGCGCAAUAUUGGUUUGUUAGCAUUCAAAUUCAAUUAAUAUUUAUUUUAACCAGGAUAUUUUACUUUAUUGGUGAGUUAUAAAUAAAGCUCUGAAUUUCAAAAGAUUUAUGAAACAGGUGAGGAGAUGAUGAUAUCGUGCUAUUAUUAUCAACAGAAUACGUAACCUUUUUAUUCUGCACUUUUUUGAAGUAAGAUAUAAUCUGAGAAUAUAAAAAUUUGUAAAGAUGCAAGGCUUAGAACUGAAGUAAAAAUGAUUUUUAUCAUGAUUAAGGUUAAUUAAUCAAAAUAUAGAAUCUAAAACCGCACAGAUUAUGAUAAUUUAUAUUACUUACACUUUUUUGUAAUGUUGUGUUUCAAUUAAUCUUGGAUGUAUCAUUCAAUCUUAUUAAAGCGUAAACGCGAUUGUGAGAAGAGAAAUAUUUUUGUUAUAGCUAAACUAUAUUUAAUACAUGUGUACGCAUCAUCUGUUGGAAAAGAUUCUUAUUGUAUAAUGUGAGCACUCAUGAAAAAUGGAAAACGAAUAAUAUUAAACUAGUGAAAUAAUGAUAUGCAUAUGGUAGGUAAUCAUUUUCUUGUUGAAAUACUCACAUGUUCAGCAUCUAAUUCUAAGCGUGAUAAUGUGCGGAUAAAGGAGCAAUUUCAAAUUAUCAGAUGUUUAAUAUCUUGUUUACCGAAUACAUACAUAUAACGUACAUAAUGCAUAUACUGUCUAUAAAACUGUAAACGUUUUUUGAGAUAACGAUCUAGAGAAUAUCUAUAACUAUUUACAGUGAUAAUUAGUAUAAAUCAAAUUUGUUGACCGUAUUAUAGGUAUUAUAGGAUAAUAUUAACGAACAUUAAUUAUUCGUAUAUCUUAGUACAGCAAAUUCUUCGAAAACGCACACUACAUAUUGUUUUUCGAAUAAAAUAUAGAAUAUUCCACUAACUAUAAUGUGGAAAUCAAAAUAUACUGAGAUUUGCCGUUCCGUCCAUAAUAUGUCGGUUGUGAGUGAUACUCCAUAUUGACCGAUGGAAGUCACUUAUUUAGUUCAAAAUAAACGAAGUAUCACAUUGUUUACUUUUAUUAAAACACUUGAACAAGAUAUAUACAUAUUGAGAGUGGAUGCUCGGUAUUCCUAUCAAAGCAAACGAGGAAGUCGAACUAGCUUGCUUUAUGAUAAUGUAAUUUUAUCAUAUUCUUGCAUACAUAAAAGCGAUAUAUAACAAAUUAAUAUCUUAUUCAUAUAUCUUUUAACAGAUGACAUAGUAUAAAUUAAAUUUGUACCAAAGCUUACCGUUAUGAUUUUUUGUUUUUUUUUCAUUCAUAAAUUUCAGAUAAAUAGUGAAAUGGACGUUGAAAUAUCUUCGAUAAAUAACGAAAAUGAAAUUGAAAAUGUUCAAAGCUGUUGUCUUUGGGACACACACAAAUCGUGUAGUCUUCAUCCAGAUCAAAGUAAAUAUCUUUCUUCAAUACUUCAGAAAAAUAGUUCAUCCUAUUUUUCAGAAUUAGACAAAUGGUCCAGUUCAUAUGUAUUGAUUGCUGAUUUAACUGAUGAUAUGACUGAUUAUCUUCGACAUUUAAAUGUAAUACCACGCAAUCAAGUUAUGACUAAUCCUAUUCUGGAACGUGAUUUAAUUUUAAAUCGUCUGUAUCAACAUGUGGAUGUCAAUAACGUUGAUCUCGCAAUUUGUGCUUUACAUCGAUAUACGUUUGGAGUUGGUUGGCGUAUCAAUCAACGUUGUCAUCAUUCUGAUCAUAAUGUUACUUUUCAGGAAUCUAAUCUAGCUCAACAACGAAGAAAAAAAUCAAAGGGCAAGUUGCGUGUUGCACCAUUUUAUAUCGUUGAAAAGAUUCUUGGUUUCCCUUAUGGUGGUAAAAUUUGUGAUACGCAUCGGAAACAAAUGUAUAAAGAUCUUUCUUUGGGUGAUAAUUUCGAUAUAAACUAUAUCACCGAUGAUGAAAAUAGUGAUAAUAGUGAUAUGGAUUCUAUUUCAACUUUUCAAUCAUUUGCAGUUGGUGAUGAAGGUACACGUGAUAAAACUCAUGAUAUAUUAGUUGCACUUGGUCAAUCACCGAUUAAGAGUCAAUCACGAGCAUCAUUGGAAGAACAGACACCUGGAGCAGUUCGACGCCAGGUAGCAAAACUGCGUCAGAGUGUUUCAGCAGCUACAACAAUAGUUGCAUCGGCUAUUGCUCCGGGACAAGCCGAUCGUUUAAUUGAUCUUGCUGGUCUUGGUGGAGUAGUUGCACCACGAUCAUCAAUGAAUCAAAGUAAUACAACAACAGAUGAGGAUUUUCUCACCCAUUUGAUUGAAAUGUACAAAGCAUAUGAAGAAAAGCACUAUCCAUAUGACGAGAAAGUACGCUUAUUAGCUUUAAUUCCAAAAACUUGGAAUCUGUCAUCUGAUGAAAUUGCACGUCGUUUUGGAUGUACUCUGCAUGCUGUUAAAGAAUCUAGACGUUUAAAAGUCGCUACUACUACACCUUUACACGUAGAGGAACGACCUUCUAUCGUUCGACAACGUUUUGAACCUAAUCAAAUUGAUCAUUUUCUUACUUGGUUGAUUAACACCAAUAUGCUAGUAUCUGUUGCAUGGGGCAGCACUCGUCUCAAGUUAGAGAACGGAAGUACAUUAACUAUACCUCGUCAAAUACUUCAAGCCAAACGAAUUCAUGCCGUACACCAGUAUAAAAUACAUUGUUCUGAAGUUAACUUUCAACCUUUGUCUGAUCAAUGUUUGAAUGUUGGACAGCUCUUUGACGACAUCGAAAAACUUAUUCAACAGGAACCAGACGAAGAAAAUCGUAAUGAAUUAAAGUAUGAUUUCGAUUUGGCAGUUGAACAUAUUUACGAAAUGUUUCGUCAUCGUACUCGCACAGUUCAGCAAGACACAGUGAAAUCAAAAACACUUUCAUCAAUGUCUAAUACUACUGCUUUUCAUACUAUUGACUGGGCACAAAAGAUUUUACCGCAAUGCUUUCGUGAAGGACAAGCUGCUUAUUUUGGCAAAAAAGGCAUGAGUGCUUUAGUAGGGUCUUUCGUAUUCUAUGAUACAUCUAUGAAUCUGAUUACGCGCACCUACAUACUGUGUCUUACUCGUUGUGAUCAAACGGAACAAGCCACGUUGAGUGGCGGAUUUUUAAUCCUAAAACAAUUUCAUGAUGAUUAUCCGCACAUUAAUACUCUUGUCAAGCGUUCAGACAACGCUAGUGUACUUGGCGGCCAUGCAACACCUGAAGGUGAAUGGUCUUUAGCGAAUUCGCUUGGGAUUAAAAUAAUUAUGCGGGAUUACUCUGAAGUACAGGCAGGAAGAGACAUAUGCGAUAGGAUUGUUGGUGCAUCGAAAAUGCGCGUGAAAGCGUACUUACAUGCUGGAAAUGAUGUUGUGAAUGCUUCACAAAUAAAACUUGGAAUGGAAUAUUGUGGUGGUGUGAAGAAUGUGAAAAUUGGAGUUGGUGAAGUGAUCAAUAAUGUGGAUUCAAUUGAUAGUUAUCCUAUAGCCGAUAUCAGUAUGAUUCGCAAUAUUGUCUAUCAGAAUGAUUAUAUGGUUUUACGUAAAGCAUCUGAAAUUGGUCCCGGUCGUGUUAUUAAUUUCAAAACUCUUGAUAUACCAAUUAAUAUGAAACUUAUUGAAUCAUUUGAACCCAACGCUGAAUUUUCAUUUAGAAUCAAUCGAAUUAAUAAUAAUAAUAAUGUUCAUUUGGAAAACAAGGAACGCCAUGAUCGUAAAUAUACGUCAUUUUUUUUCUGUUCUACUGAUGCUUGCAUCGAAAGUUUUCAAUCAGAAGAUGAACUUAUUGCUCAUGAAUUAAUUGGUCGACAUACGACUAAAGACAGUAAAUUAAGUGCUAAUGAUACGGCCAAAGUUUUGCUUUUUGAAAAGUUGCGCAAUGGCGCUAAUAAUUUUCAAACUAAUUCACAAACAACUACAACAUACAACUUACCGAAUAAUUUGCCAAAGCAUUUUUCACUUUUUGAAAAAACCGGUUGGGCUUUGAGAGUUCAUAAGCCACCACACCGUAUUGACAAAAGUAUUAAAGAAUUCAUACAAAAGAUCCAUGCCGAAGAAAAACUUAAUGGACGAAAAAUCGCUCCUGAAGAAUAUGUUCGUUUAAUUCGAUUAGCUCGUAAUAAUGAUGGAACGAAAAAAUUUUCUACAUCUCAAUAUUUAACACCAUCACAAGUACGUACACAGGUUCGACAACUAGCAAACAAUAAGAAAUCAAAAGAUCAUUCCAAUUCAAUGUCAAUUGAUUCAGUAACUAAUAUUGCAUCUCAAAGAUUCAAUAAAAACACAACUUCCGUAAGCAUUUUAUUUCAUUUACCUAUUAUUUUCGUCAAACUAACUAUCUUAAUAUUGAAGUCAUCAUCACGGAGUUCAUCUCGUUUAAGAAACACACCAUCAGCAUCACCAUCAACAAAUAUUCAACGAGAUGAUUCAACUGACACUGAACUUGAUGACGAAGAUUUUGACGCUAUUGAUAAUGUCGAGCAGUUUGAGAGUAUACGAGAACAGUUCAAUCAAUAA